Messenger RNA from Mercurialis annua (annual mercury), 426 nucleotides. RefSeq lists its product as uncharacterized. The coding region runs from base 1 to 426 and encodes 141 amino acids. The record is from RefSeq and is a predicted model, not a curated record. The transcript has 2 exons. NCBI's taxonomy places the organism in Eukaryota, Viridiplantae, Streptophyta, Magnoliopsida, Malpighiales, Euphorbiaceae.
AUGCUAACCUAUGUUCAUGAUGCAGUGUUACCUAUGGAGGUGGUGGUGAGGUCGUGGAGAGUAUCUAAGCAAAAUCAUUUGACUCUAGAAGAAUACAAUGAAACCAUGAUGAUGAAGUUAGAAAAUUUAGAAGAAGGGAGACUUCAGGCUUUAAACAAUAUGAUUAUACAGAAGAAGAAAGUCUCCAGAAGCUACAAUAAGAAAGUUCGAGCUAAGAAAUUUCGAGAGGAUGAGCUAGUAUGGAAGUUGAUCUUACCCCCUGGUACUAAAGACGGAGAAUAUGGAAAAUGGUCUACUAACUGGGAAGAGCCAUUCUUAAUCCACAAGGUGAUGAAGGGGAAUGCAUACUGGUUAUCAAGUCUAGAGGAUAAGAGGCUACAAUUAAUCGACUAUGGGAAGUUUCCAGAAGUUGGUUCUAGAAGUUAA